CGCUAUUUUUAUUUGUUAACUGCAGAAACAGAACCGUUAGUCCCCAAGUGCCCUCUAAAAAGAGAAAAGAAACAUCAAAAUCCAACGAUAAAUCCCCAAAAGAAUCUGUGUAAAAGUGCAAAGAGACAGGCGGAGAAUGCGCCAAAAAAAAUGGAAAAAAAACAUUUAGCUGGGUGCGGUGAUCUUGAACCCGGGCUCAACUCCGCGUAACGGUGCAUCGGCAAGUGCAGGAAGUAAUGGGUGAAGAAAGGAGAAGGAGGCUGAGGAGGCCAUUGCAUUUCUUUUGAUUGCUUGUGUAUCAUCUUCGGGGAUCUCUACUCCUUCGCCCACUCUUCUUUUUGCGGGCAUUUUCCGCUCAUUUUUGGCGCAGCCUCCCAAAAGAUCUCAAUUAUGCAAUAAUAAGACUUAUAAGUUAUUUUAAAUAUAUAAAAGUAUAUAUUCAGUUUCAGUUUAAAAAAAAUUCUCGCAGCGACUAGUUGUGCGUGCAGGCGAAACAGACAGAGACAGAGCAGCGCGAGCAGCAAAAGAGAGCGUCGUGUUGCGCAGGCAAUCUUAAUUAAUUUAUUUACGUCUAUAUUGAUUUUUUAAAGUAACAGCUACAGUUAGCCAUAAUAGCCAGCUAGAAAGCAAAAGCAAAGCGAGGCGGACAAAGAGCGCGCGCUUAAAAGGUAUAAAAAUAAAUUAUAUACACAAAAUAAACCUGAGGCGAAUCUAAAUAUUUCGAGGGUUGGAGGUGUAUCUGGAGGAGGAAUGGAACACCUGUCGCACUUGUAUCCCCCGCAGCUGCCGAAGGGGCGUGGCCGGCCCCGGGCCACAUACGCCCAAACGGGUGAAUUCGAUUUGGGACUGAUCCGGGAAUACCGAUCGCAUCCAGUGCUAUACGAUCGCACCAACAAACGGUUCAAGGACAAGCUGUAUGUGGCCCAAAUAUGGGAUCAAAUGGCCCACAAGCUGGGCUACGAUGCCACAAGUUUAAGGGAGCGCAUGACUACGCUGAGAAAUCGCUAUAACAUCGAGAAGCGACGUGUGGAAAAUGGCCUGUCCACACAGGCUUCACAAUGGCCCCUGUUCGAGAGCCUCCAGUUUCUAGGGGAUCACAUUAGGCCUAGGCGCAGCUUCAAAAACAUGUCGAUGAAGGAGGAAGAUGAGGAGCCCUACGAGGUUGACGAUUGCCAGAGCGACAGCAACGGGCAGAUGACUAGCGUCAAGGACGAACUGGAUGAGGACUGCGAGAUUUUCGAUUGCGAGCAGGCACUGCCCGUGACCACUGUGCUGGGGAUUCCCCUGAACACCUCCGACGAAGCCAACAAGAGCCAGCGCUCGAUGAACGGCGAAAUGGCCAAUGGCAAAGGCUACAAUCACUAUGCGGAAAGCUAUCAGCGGCGACAUCAAAACCAGCCGGAAUACAUCAUCAGUAGUCCAAUAAUCAACCAUCCCAACAAGUUCAAACGUGGAGCACAGCUGUCGGAUGAUCAUCCAUCGAAGCGUCGUGCCGACGACAGUCUGUCGAUAUCCGCUUUCUAUCCCACUCCGACUCCAACUCCCUUGCCGCCGGCCUAUGCCAAGUUCCGGGGAUUCGGCGAGUUCAUGUGCCACUCUCUGUGCGACAUGCCGGCGCCCACUGCCUUGCGUCUGGUGCAGAAGUUCACCCGGGAACUGGUCCAGACCUCCAUUCGUAGCGAAGGUAGCGGCAGCAAACGGAUGCCCGAUCAGGUCGAUCCGGUCGACCAGAGCAGCGAGUCGCAAGAGGAGGACGAGUAGAUUUUAAGUUGCACUUUUUAAUUACGGGUAGGGAUAUUGGCACGCGUGUCUACAUCUAUGAUUAUAGCAUAUAGCCGCAUUAAUGACAGAUUCGAUUACUCCAUAUAUGUUUUAAUUAUACUCUUUUUAAGUCUUCUAGCCUCGCGGUAACGGCGGGUGGAAGAUCGAAGCAUUUCAUUUAUUAACAUAAUGGAAAAAUACACUUA
Messenger RNA from Drosophila rhopaloa, 1967 nucleotides. RefSeq lists its product as uncharacterized. Gene Ontology annotation, cellular component: transcription regulator complex; nucleus. The coding region runs from base 751 to 1761 and encodes 336 amino acids. The transcript has 6 exons. NCBI's taxonomy places the organism in Eukaryota, Metazoa, Arthropoda, Insecta, Diptera, Drosophilidae. The record is from RefSeq and is a predicted model, not a curated record. Gene Ontology annotation, biological process: regulation of transcription by RNA polymerase II.